AUGACAUUUCUUUCGGUUGACAAGUCGUAGGGGCCGGCCCUUGGGAGAAAUUAUUUAGAAUGAAUCAAGGAGGCGGCCUCGCUUGUUGCGCCGUUUGCAACGAGAAAACUCAUCGGAGGUGCGCUCGAUGCCUGAACGUUUAUUAUUGUAAUACGGAUCACCAACGUCAAGACUGGAAAAGACACAAAAGUGAGUGUGCUUCAAAGUUACCGAAACAGGGUUCAAAAAGCGAUAAUUCAAGUGAACGCAAAAUUGUUGAUGAAGAAUCUAAGAAGAAAGUGAAAGACGGAACUUCCAACGUCAUAGAAGAUAGGCAGAAGGAUAUUUCAAAAGAGGGUAGUAGCGUAAGACAUUUGAAUAAAUCUAAAUCAAAAAACGUUAAAAAUAGUGUUAAAGAGGGUACGUCGGACAGUGUUAGUAAAUACAAUUCGCACAUAUCAACUGAAAACGUUAAACAAAGUGAGGAAGGCAAAGCGAAAGCAUCGGGACACAAUGACAAUAGUGUAAUUUCUAGUGUAGUGUAUACAAACCGCGAUUUAACGAGCAGUAGUGCCAUAACAUACGAGGGCUCGUCCGAGCAGGAGGUGUUGCGCGAGUCAGCGCAACAGCUCAGCACGGUGGACUUCGCCACGCCGAGUACCUCUAAUGUGUUACGUGCUGUGAACAGGACAGACACUGCGAAGAUGCCAGUGCUGCCAAGCUACGGGCCUGAACAGGGUACCCGCGUCAAGGAGUACCCUGAGGCCUCACUCAAAGGCAGCGGGGCACCCUUUAAUCAUAUGCCUAAUAGUUACUAUAUGGACCCGAGUGACUCUUGCUAUGAGAUAUGUCAUCGAGUAAUCAGGGACAUGACACAGUAUGGUGUGUGUGUGCUCAACAAUUUCCUGGGCAAGGAGAGAGGACUGAUGGUGUUAAAUGAAGUGUUAGAUAUGUACCGAUCGGGAAUAUUCACAGCAGGUCAGCUAGUGUCCAACCCUGCAAGUACAGAAGCGCAGACCAUCCGAAGUGACCUUAUCACGUGGAUUGAUGGCAAGGAAGCCAACUGCCACUACAUCAGACAAUUAAUUAGUCAAGUCGACAAUAUCAUACUGAGGGCAAACAAGAUGGCCAACAAUGGGAGAAUGGGGGACUACGUCAUCAACGGCAGAACGAAGGCGAUGGUGGCGUGCUACCCCGGUUCCGGCAGUCACUACGUCAAGCACGUUGACAACCCCAACAAAGAUGGCCGCUGCAUCACCGCCAUCUAUUAUCUGAAUCUCGAUUGGGACGUCAAACGAUACGGGGGACUACUCAGAGUAUUCCCCGAGGGCACGAACCAGGUGGCGGACAUAGCGCCCAUCUUCGACAGGAUGCUGUUCUUCUGGUCCGACAGACGGAACCCUCACGAGGUCCAGCCCGCCUAUAGUACCAGAUAUGCUAUCACGCUGUGGUAUUUCGACACGCACGAAAGAGAGGAGGCCCUCAGAAAUUACAAAGAACGCGGCCAGCCGUCAUCUAGCAAGUGAUGAUGGGUCCCGUGGGGGUCGGCCCCCCCGCUGCCCGCGGCCCUCCCCCGGCCUGCCUGGGUACCAAGUACCGGUGACUGCAGAUCGUAACUGCUAUAUUAUAGUUAUUGUAUACAAUGUCUUUUGGAAAACCUCGAGUAUAUUUUGGAAAUCGCUUCGAUGUGAAUAACUUUAUCAGUAAAUUCCGAAAAGAAAUUAGAGUUGUUUUUCCGUAUUUUGGUCUGCUGUUGAUAAUUAAAGGUAUAUCCACCUCAUUUUGUUAUUUGUUUCAUAGAGAAAAUUGAUCAUUUUCAAGCAAAGAAGUGUCACUCGAGAUAUAAUCGGGUUUUUUUAAAACGUGUUGUAUAUAAUAAUGUUUGUGCUAAUUUGUCACGUCAAUUGAUACUACUACUGUUGGAAAUGCCUCAGAUUUGUACCAAAACAACUGUAAUAAUAUUUAAAGUUUUAUUUCAUUCAGAUGUCGGUCAUUGUGUUAAGACAAUGGCUGGUGUCGUCUUAGAUGUUUUUCACAGAGAGUUUUAUACAAUUUUUUUUUAAUACAUCCUGUUUUAUUACAGAACUUUGCUUAGGGUUGAAGAUUUAUUGUUAUUCACACAGUAAUUAUAUUUAAAACAUUUUGUAUCCGUAAAUUCAACAGCCAUCUAACGUUUUGCUUAUCCAAAACAGAUAAAUUGAUUUGAAAUUUUUACUUUUUCUUUAAAUUCUAAACUAACAGUUGUUUUGUUAAAACACAAGACUGAUUUUAAUAUUGAAUGUGUCAUAUAUUAGGUAUUUCAAUUCCUGUUAUAUACGCACAUAAAAAACGAUUUCCGUGCUAUUUACAGAUACGUUGACAAUUAGCGAUAUGACUGCCUCUUCUAGGCUUACUGACCAAGCAAGUGAUUAGUGAGGUAGCAACAAAAGUUAAUGAGUGUAGUUGUUCUGAUUUGAAAAUGCAAUAGCCUUAUUCCCAACUUAUUCAUGAAACAUUGUUGCUAAUUGUACUUUAUUGAGUUACUUACUGCAGUCCUGUACUAAAUAUAUUAUUUGAAUGUCAACCGACAUCAGAGUCAUAUUUUAGAUAGAUAAAUAGAUAGUUCUAGAUAAAUAUUGAUAUUUUAUUAAUGUGUGGUUAUGUUCGCCAUGCCUAUGAAGUAUUAAUUUUGUUGUGUAUUUUAUUGGAGCGGCCAUCUUGGAUGAUUCGUUUUCGUUGGCGCACGUAAGGCUGUGUCUACACUAGAUAUGCGAAGCGAUAAUGUGCUGUAUAAGGAAUAAUAUAAUUGCUUUAUUUACCGAAGUCUAAGUUAGAUUAGGUAUAUGAAGUAAUUCUAUUGGUUUUCAUGGAACAUAUUCUACGCUAUGUAUACCUGUGGAAACGCAGCCUAUAGGAAUUAUUCAUUGUUUGAGCUAGUUCACUGAUGUUUUGUUAUAAAUAAUGUUAUAAUACUUAAUUGAAUUAUUUGUUUUGUGGCAUCCAUUUAUUUCUUUUAUCUAUGAGAAGUAAUGUGUAUGUCAAAUAAUGAGAAAUAUUUUUGCAAUAUAAUUAAAAGAUAGAAAGUAACGGUUCUUCCUGUUAUAUUUCUAAUUGGUAAAAAAUAAUCUCUUUCAUUCAUAUUUUAUGUAUUAAUGUGUAUACGUUAUAUUUUUCUGUUUUCCUUACUUGUUGUUUCUUUAUCUUUUAUAUAUUUAUUUUAUUUCUUUGUUUAUUUUUUUUAAUGACUACUUGAAGUGCGUCAGUGGACAGUGAGAAUGGCUAAGACUGAAUAUCAAUUCGACACGUGUUUAUGAGAUUUAUUUCAACAUGUACAUUUUAUUUAUUUGUUUUUAUACUUAUUUGCCGCAUUGUAAAUAUUUAUAAUGUUAUUCUGGAUAAAUUCUAUUUUACUCAGAUUUAUUUAAUUGUUUUCUACUCAGUACCGGUUUUUUUUCUCUGUCGUCUAAAAUGUGUGUGGACCUCUUUACAGCCUCCCUUCCUACGCUGUUGAGUCCACACAUGUUUCCACCGCCUCGUCUAUUAAACUAUGAUGUAUUUACCGUCACAAAAUACUAAAGUGACUGAAGAAACAAUAAAAUACCUCUUGCAUACAGUUUUACAUGGAAUUGGUGUAAAUAACGAAACGAUGAUACAUAACUUUAUUUACGUUAGUUGUGUGUUAAAAGUAUUCUACUUUGUACAUGAAAGUGUAUUUUAUUUCUUGUUCUUUACCCAUUAUAACGUUAGUCCUAAGUUGUGUAAAAAUAAUCAGUUACUAUAAGCCGUGUGAUGUAAUAUUUUAGUAGAUAUUGAUUUUGUAUAUGCUGUAUGACAUGUUGUCCGACAAAAAUGUGUUUGUUCGCUGUUAGACCAAAACGACUCGUGUUGGAGUCAUCAAUUAUUUUGUGGACAGAGCCUGGUAUUAAAAUUUUACAUUGUA
This is a messenger RNA of Trichoplusia ni (cabbage looper), 3898 nucleotides long. RefSeq lists its product as uncharacterized. The record is from RefSeq and is a predicted model, not a curated record. Gene Ontology annotation, cellular component: cytoplasm; nucleus. Gene Ontology annotation, biological process: cellular response to hypoxia; peptidyl-proline hydroxylation to 4-hydroxy-L-proline. The transcript is spliced from 7 exons. Bases 60 to 1505 code for a protein of 481 amino acids. Gene Ontology annotation, molecular function: ferrous iron binding; peptidyl-proline 4-dioxygenase activity; L-ascorbic acid binding. NCBI's taxonomy places the organism in Eukaryota, Metazoa, Arthropoda, Insecta, Lepidoptera, Noctuidae.